Messenger RNA from Postia placenta MAD-698-R-SB12, 1137 nucleotides. RefSeq lists its product as hypothetical. Gene Ontology annotation, biological process: D-sorbitol catabolic process. Gene Ontology annotation, molecular function: L-iditol 2-dehydrogenase (NAD+) activity; zinc ion binding. The transcript has 4 exons. Bases 1 to 1137 code for a protein of 378 amino acids. NCBI's taxonomy places the organism in Eukaryota, Fungi, Basidiomycota, Agaricomycetes, Polyporales, Adustoporiaceae. The record is from RefSeq and is a predicted model, not a curated record.
AUGUCUCCAGUCGCACUCCCCACCCAGCACGCAGCAGUCCUCCAUGGUGCCAAGGACCUCCGCUUCGAAGAGCGUGCCCUCUGGCCGCCACAGCAAGGCCAGGUGCAGGUCGCCGUAGCCGCGACAGGCCUCUGCGGCAGUGACUUGCACUACUACAUGCACGGCCGGAACGGCGACUUCGUGGUACAGCAGCCGCUCGUCCUCGGCCACGAGGCAGGGGGCAUUGUCACUGCCGUUGGACCAGGCGUAAAGAACCUCGUUCCCGGCCAGCGCGUCGCUAUUGAGGCCGGCAUCAUGUGUAACGACUGCUCCUAUUGCGCCAAGGGCCGCUACAACCUCUGCAAGAACAUGCGCUUCUGCAGCAGCGCGAAGACUUUCCCGCACCUGGACGGAACGCUUCAAGAACGCAUGAACCACCCCGCACAUGUCCUGCACCCAUUGCCGGAUGACUGCACGUUCGAGCAAGCAGCACUCGCAGAGCCGCUCUCUGUGCUCCUCCACGCAUCACGCCGCGCGGACCUUACAACUGACCACCCCUCCACCGUUCUCGUCUUUGGCGUCGGCGCGAUCGGGCUCCUUGCAUGUGCGCUGGCAAAGUCAUAUGGCGCGUCGCGCGUCGUCGCGAUUGACAUCAAUCGUGCGCGGCUCGACUUCGCGCUUGAGCAGGGCUUUGCGCAGCAAGUAUACUGCCUGCCCAUGGUCGACAAGGCGAAAACGACGGACGAGCAACUCCGCCGCGCUAAGGAGACCGUCAGCACCGCGCUCAGCGAGUUCAACAUGCCCGAUGGCUUCGACGUCGUCUUCGAAUGCACAGGCGCAGAGCCUUGCAUCCAAAUGUCCGUUCAUGCCGCAGUAACAGGCGGAAAGGUCAUGCUCGUCGGCAUGGGCGCACGCAACGUCACGCUUCCGCUCUCGACCGCCGCGACGCGCGAGGUCGACAUCCACGGCUCGUUCCGCUACGCCAACACGUACCCGACGGCCCUCGCGCUCCUCGCGUCCGGCAAGUUGCCGAACAUCGAGAGCAUCAUUACGCAUCGCUUCCCGCUCGCAGAGAGCGCGCGCGCGUUUGAUUUGCUCGCCAAGGGCCGCGACGAGGACGGACGCAUGGUCCUCAAGGUCAUGGUGGGCGGUCAAUAG